Molecule: messenger RNA, 240 nt
Organism: Penicillium canescens
Lineage: Eukaryota; Fungi; Ascomycota; Eurotiomycetes; Eurotiales; Aspergillaceae
Exons: 1
Coding region: 1-240 (79 amino acids)
Source: RefSeq, a predicted model, not a curated record
AUGGUCGACACGUCUGAUUGGCAGGAACGAGUAAAAUGGGAAGAGCCGGCGACAUUAGCACCAGAAGCACCGCUACCCCAAUUGAAGGUAGACCACGGUUAUCGCUUCUUUGUAUUAGAUCACGAAGAUGUCAUUGCUGCAGCUGAAAAGAGAUUCAAGGAGUUGGACGUUGCAGACCCCUGGUGCGUUGUCGAUAUCUACGUUACGAACGCUAGUGAGGCCUGUAAGUGGGCUACAUAG